Molecule: messenger RNA, 342 nt
Organism: Prunus armeniaca (apricot)
Lineage: Eukaryota; Viridiplantae; Streptophyta; Magnoliopsida; Rosales; Rosaceae
Source: the annotation of a GenBank genome assembly
AUGGCUUCUCAGGCCAUUGGCAAUGACGAUGACGAUGACGAUGACGAUGAUCUUGAGUUCCGUUUCACUCAGCCACCAAAUUCACCUUCUUCUCUGUCCGGCAAUGGAGAGCAUGAACUCCUUAAGCUUGGCCCUCGACAACCUCAAGCUCUGAUCCUCUGUGCCCGACUCUACAACUUCCGCAGGAUUCGUCGUCCUACGAUUCCUUGUUGUCGUCGUCUUGAUCCGCCAUUUGAAAACGAGCCACGACUUUUGAGUUUGUACCAGGUGGGAACUGUUAAGAUUUCAGAGGGACGGACCCUUGGCCCACAACUAGCAACAUCGAUAUUGUCCCCAACUUAA